AGGAGGAGGCGGGCUGAGGGUGCACGGCACCGGCGGCGAGGACGAGGAGGAGGAGGAUGGCGGCGCUGUAGCAGGAGGCGGCGCGGACACGCGUGGACGUGGUUCCCCUGCGCUGAGAAGAAUUCCCAAACGAAGCUGCUGCCCCCAUGUCCAUCGCUGUCAGCUUGAGCAAGGAAGAUGCAGCCUGGAACAGAGAGAAUCUAAUAAAUACAAUGUCAACUGGAAGGGUACGGACCAAAAAAAAGGCAUGUUCUUCAGACCAGUCUCCAGACAACCUUCCUCUGAGGAGUUCUGGAAGACAGGUGAAGAAGAAAGCGGCUGAAGCAGCAGAUGAUGAUGAUGAGGCAUCAGAGAAGAAAUACCGAAAGUGUGAGAAAGCUGGAUGCACCGCCACGUGUCCCGUUUGCUUUGCCAGCGCAGCCGAGAGAUGUGCUAAAAAUGGGUAUACAUCCAGGUGGUACCAUCUUUCCUGUGGGGAACACUUCUGCAACGAAUGUUUUGACCACUAUUACCGAAGCCAUAAAGAUGGUUAUGAGAAAUACACUGCCUGGAAAAGGAUUUGGACAAGCAAUGGUAAAAGUGAGCCCAGCCCAAAAGCCUUCAUGGCUGAUCAACAGCUUCCUUACUGGGUGCAGUGCACAAAGCCAGACUGUGGUAAAUGGCGUCAGCUGACAAAGGAAAUCCAGCUGACACCACAAAUAGCAAAAACCUACAGAUGUGGUAUGAAACUGAACAAUUCCACCAAGGCUGAGGGCUCAGACCAGUGUUCCAUGCCUGAGGACUUGAGAGUGGCUGAAGUUUCAGACCAUUGGUGGUACUCCAUGCUCAUACUCCCUCCUUUGCUGAAAGACAGUGUGGCAGCUCCCUUUCUAGCUGCAUAUUAUCCAGACUGCGUGGGCAUGAGUCCAUCCUGUACCAGCACUAAUCGGUUACCUGGUGAAUCCAACCUUGUGAAGUUAGAGCACUUAAAGAGCGUGCCUAAUUUGACUGUUGCAGGCAUGAACAAGUAUUUCCAGCCUUUCUACCAGCCCAACGAAUGUGGGAAAGCACUUUGUGUGAGGCCAGAUGUCAUGGAACUGGAUGAGCUCUAUGAGUUCCCAGAAUAUUCACGGGACCCUACCAUGUACUUGGCUUUGAGAAACCUGAUUUUGGCUCUGUGGUACACAAACUGUAAGGAGGCUCUUACCCCUCAGAAAUGUAUCCAUCACAUCAUUGUUCGGGGGCUUGUGCGUAUUCGCUGUGUGCAGGAAAUGGAGAGGAUCCUUUAUUUCAUGACAAGGAAAGGGCUGAUUAACACAGGGAUUUUAUCAGUCAGUCCUGACCAAUAUCUUCUUCCUAAAGAAUACCACAAUAAGUCUGUCAUUAUUGUUGGGGCUGGUGCAGCAGGAUUAGCAGCAGCCCGACAACUGCACAACUUUGGAAUUAAGGUCAUUGUCUUAGAAGCUAAGGACAGAAUUGGUGGCCGAGUGUGGGACGACAAGACGUUCAAAGGAGUGACUGUUGGAAGAGGUGCACAAAUCGUCAACGGAUGUGUCAACAACCCAAUGGCACUAAUGUGUGAGCAACUUGGCAUUAAAAUGCACAAACUAGGGGAGAAAUGUGACUUGAUCCAGGAAGGUGGAAGGAUAACAGAUCCCACUAUUGAUAAACGUAUGGACUUUCAUUUCAAUGCCAUCUUAGAUGUCGUCUCUGAGUGGAGGAAAGAUAAAACCCAACAUCAAGAUGUUCCUCUUGGUGAAAAAAUACAAGAGAUCUAUAAAGCCUUUAUUCAGGAGUCUGGUAUCCAGUUCAGCGAGCUGGAAGAAAAGGUACUGCAGUUCCAUCUCAGUAAUUUGGAGUAUGCCUGCGGCAGCAAUCUCUCUCAGGUAUCUGCACGCUCAUGGGACCACAAUGAAUUUUUUGCCCAGUUUGCUGGAGAUCACACUCUUCUAACUGUGGGAUAUUCUACUGUGAUUGAUAAACUGGCAGAAGGGCUGGACAUCCGGCUGAAUUUCCCAGUACAGAGUAUUGACUAUACUGGUGAAGAAGUACAGGUCACUACUACAGAUGGAACAGCAUGGACAACACAAAAGGUAUUAGUGACUGUACCACUGGCCCUUCUGCAGAAAAAUGCCAUUCAGUUUAAUCCUCCACUCUCAGAAAAGAAAAUUAAAGCCAUUAAUAGUUUGGGAGCAGGAGUCAUUGAGAAAGUUGCCUUGCAGUUUCCUUAUAGAUUUUGGGACAGUAAAAUUCAAGGAGCUGAUUUUUUUGGUCAUGUUCCACCCAAUUCCAGCCAACGUGGGCUCUUUAGUGUUUUCUAUGACAUGGAUCCAGAGAGCAAACAAAGUAUUUUAAUGUCAGUGGUCACUGGAGACGCUGUGACAACCAUUAAGAGUUUAGAUGAUAAACAAGUACUGCAACAGUGUAUGACUGUCCUUCGAGAGCUGUUCAAGGAGCAGGAGGUUCCUGACCCAGUGAAGUUUUUUGUUACUCGAUGGAGCCAAGACCCUUGGCUCCAGAUGGCAUAUAGCUUUGUGAAAACGGGGGGCAGUGGUGAAGCUUAUGACAUUAUAGCUGAAGAUAUACAAGGAAAAGUGUUUUUUGCUGGUGAGGCCACAAACAGGCACUUUCCUCAGACGGUGACAGGAGCUUACUUGAGUGGGGUUCGAGAAGCGAGCAAAAUAGCAGCCUUUUAAGUACUGAAAUAUUGUCUUUAUAGAUAUAUUUUUACUUCUUUUCUGUGGGUAAAAAACUAUCUUCAAGUUUCCUAUCGCUACCUUUUUCCUAAGUGGUACUGAAAUAGGAUGUGGUACCUGAAGAUAAAAUCUUCGCUUUUCUUUUCCUCUUUCUUCCUCACCCCUCUUUAAAGCCCUGAUGAUACAUAGUGUAGGGUUUGGGGUUUUUUCCCAGCUAAAGCACUCUUAGCAAGAGUGAUACCAGAGUCCCUGGCCAUAGCUUAGUGGAAUAUGGCUCAAGUCAUGCUGGGGUAAACCUUCCUUUCAGAAGGUCAGAUUGAAACGAGACUAAGUUAACACACAGCAUUAAAAAUGCUGUCAGUUAGUCAGAUGGGAAUUUUCCCACUAACUGUGUUUCUCAGGUUGAUUAUAUGCUCCCAGGAGCUCAAACUUGCUCCCAAAAGCCUGAAUAGCCUAGACAACUUCUAGAAUUAUUGUAGGAAGGAACUCAACUAUCAUUCUUUCCACUUGCAGUCAAUAACCUUUUCUAGAAUAUCCUCAGACUCCACAAAGUGGGCUUUGGAAUAUCCAAGUUUGUUCCUUUGAACCAGAUGGCUGGAACAGUUUACAGUGCAAUCACAGAAAGGUUAUUGUUGCUAAAAAAACUUGAGAGAUUAACUUUUACAUGACUUUAAAAACCUUUGAAAUGUUCUCUCUGCUACCUUUUCAGAGAAAUUCUUGUUGUUAGGUGUAAGGUGAGGUUUGCUCAGUGCUUCUAAUCAUGUAGAAACAGGACAGCUUAAAAAUACUAUAUUUCUAUGAUUAUUUUGAAAUCAAACUUCCACUUGGGCUGAGUAGAGGAACUCUCUGCUGCUACCAAGUGCACAGUGUGGGGUAUGAUGAACUGUAAGUUCCUGACUGCUCAUUCUGCUUUUAUAUCUAAAAAGAUAAGUGAAGGUGGAUGAGGAGAAAUACUGAUGCUUUUAUGAAGGGCUGAAACAAGGUGGCUUGCACUUUGACUUUAAGUUGUAUUAUUGGGGUUUUUUUCUUCUAUUAUUAAAGUAGUAUUAAAAAUACCUUGAGGGAGCAAUUCAGUAAGGGCUAAGCAGCUAUCAGAUAGCUUUUUCCAUGGGGCAAGGAAGAAAAGAAACCAUUUUUCAGUAGAAAUAAGACAGACACACUCAGGCUAUCUGUUGUAAUACUGUUCUACUAAAAUGGUAUUCAUGAAAAACAAUGACACCAAACUUUUAGAUCUUUUCUCCUGCAAUGUUACUGCAGAGACCUCAGGAUUUCUGGAAGCAACUUUAAGCACUUAUUCUUCCCUUCCCUGCCCCUUCUCAUGCAUAGGCUCUGCUCUUUUUUUAUUCUCUUCAUUUAGAAGUGACACAGCAAACUUUUCCUGAGUAACAGUGCUGAUUUCUUUAAAGCUCUAUCUUUGAGGCGGGGGGGGGGGAAAUCAUGAAGCAAUCUUAAGAAAGAUCCUACUGAAUAAAGGCAAUUGUUCCUUUGCAAUACCUAAUAUUUUGGUUUUAGAGUAGCUAUGCUAUUGUUAAAUACCUUUAUUUAAUCUUUAAUUUACAAGAUGUUUAUAUAACUAGAUGUUUUUCAGAUAUAUAUUCUGUUCUGCUUCUUAAAGCUGAAUUAAAAGGAUUAAUAGGAAAAGCAUAACUGUUCAGAACUUUCCUCUACAGAAAUGCUAGGAUGCACAGCUUUAAAGUAUUUCCAAGGAUUAAAUGGUAAUUUAUAGGCUAUAAGAAGCAAGACAAAAAUUCUCUGAUGAUAAAAGAGAAUCAGACAACGCAUUUUGAUUUUGGUGAAUCAUUUGCACUUUGUUAAUGUCAUAGAGUACAGGCCUACUUAUAUAUAGCAUAACUAGGAAAGACUGAGAGCUACAGAUGGUUGAAGUUUCUUUCCCAGAUUAUCACAUAUGAUUAGGAGGAGCUUCUGAAGGGGGGGAAAAAAAGCUUUUUAAUCACAAGCCCAAAACAUUAUAUAGUGGCUGCUUCGUCUGACUUUGGUCAAAACUUCAAUCAGCUUCUGAACAGUAGGUAGAUGUAUCAGCCUUUAGGUAGGAACUGGCUGGAAAGCUGAGCUCAGCAUCUAUUUCUGCAGUCCAAAGCUUGUGUGAACACGCUUGAUUUCAGGCACAUGCUUCCAUCCUGGUACUUUGUACUUGGGGUUUUAAAUCUAUCUACAACUUUGCAGGUAGAUAAAUGCUAUAUUCUAGAGAAUAGAGGUGGACAUGAACAAAUGUUGUCACAUCUGGCUUUACUUGCUGCACACUUCUUAGAGCAUUAAGAGAAAGGAUAACAAAUGAUACAUUUACUGAUGCUCUAGUCUAUUAAUUAUUUGUAUAUUAUUUUGGUGCCAGGGCACUUAAAACUGUGUUGUGCUGCACUUGAGGAGUAAAUAAAACUAAGUAUGUUCCAUUUUAUUUGAAAUGUAUAAGAACAUCAGGCUGGUUCUGAGACUUCAUUCUUUAAUUAAUGUUCCCCAGAAAUCUUUUUAAUACCUCUGUUAACAUUUAUUUCAAGCAUGUAUGUGUUUUCUUUGGUGUUUACUUUGUUCCCUGCAAAUAAAGAACUAGGGAAUGUUUUAUUUGAGUAGAUUUGUUUAUAAAGAAUAUUUGAAUGCAGAGCAUGAUCUGUUACACUUCAGCUCUUCUGUGUGACUAUGUUAUGGCAGCAGAAUAAAACUGGAAAGUAUC
This is a messenger RNA of Colius striatus (speckled mousebird), 5361 nucleotides long. RefSeq names its product lysine demethylase 1B (gene KDM1B). The record is from RefSeq and is a predicted model, not a curated record. The coding region runs from base 147 to 2675 and encodes 842 amino acids. Gene Ontology annotation, molecular function: zinc ion binding; oxidoreductase activity; protein binding. Lineage: Eukaryota; Metazoa; Chordata; Aves; Coliiformes; Coliidae. The transcript is spliced from 23 exons.